Molecule: messenger RNA, 3954 nt
Organism: Parus major (Great Tit)
Lineage: Eukaryota; Metazoa; Chordata; Aves; Passeriformes; Paridae
Gene: SLC22A2
Product: solute carrier family 22 member 2
Exons: 11
Coding region: 2195-3859 (554 amino acids)
Biological process (GO): transmembrane transport
Cellular component (GO): membrane
Source: RefSeq, a predicted model, not a curated record
CAACAGUUCUCUCCAAUGCAUGUUGGAGUGUUCUGCUUCCCUUCCUCAAGUUAUCAAGGCCAGCAUUUUGGAGGUGUUUGAUCUAUGAACCAGCUGCAUGAAAUUAUUUCUCCUGUGUAAAAUCCCAUGGUCUCUUUGUUUGGGCUGUGCCUAGCAAGGCUUAGGUAGAACACAGCUAUUCUGUCUGGGGGUGCUUAUCUCACCAAUCUCAAUGAUAUAAUUUGCAUCUGACAGCAGUGAGUGACUUGAGUGCCUGGUCUUGGAACUACUGCCCACUUUUUACCUAGGUAGGCAUUUGUAUGUAGGCUGGCUGAAUCCUGCCUCACAGACAGCUGGAUGCAUAACCAGCUUCACCAGACUGUUUUUCACAGAAUACUCAACUCCAUGGAAGGGAAGGGUUAUGACAAUAGCAGGGCCCAGGUGAGUAUGCACAAAUGGCUGGACCAGGAGCAGAAAAGCAUUGCCAGUCAGCAGUACAGCUCCUUGGGGACUGUCCCUAAGAAACCCACCAGCCUGGCAGAGUCCCACACAGCCCCUCUGGGCUGGCUGCAGAGAGAAGGGUGGGAAAUGAGGAAAACUGGCCCGGUCUGGAUUGAGCUUCUGUAGUUCAAGGGAAACUUUUGCACACCAUUACCAACUGUUUAAAUAAAACUGUUGCAAAAGAAGUGAUGUGAAGGGUUUUUAAUGUUUUUAAGAUGUGGCCUGAUGCCUUGGCUUCACCCACUUCCCGGGCAGGCUUUGACUUCAGUUCCCUUGGCCCCAGCUGCCUGCAUACAUCCUCCUGCUGAGGAAGGUUUGCAGGGGCUGGCUCUGAGCAUGGUGGCUGCUGUGCACUUUUUGUGUCCUGUUCCCCUCCCCAGCUCCACGUGGAACUCCUGAAGCUGGAGAGGCAAGGCUCUGGUGUGGGGUGGUGCUGUGUUUGGCUGAGGGUGACACAGCUGUGAGUGGCCAGGAGAGGACUCCUUGUUAACUUGUAGAUGUUCCUGAUGGAGAAGAGGAGGAAGCACAUAUGUGUGAUAUGGGGAAUGAUCUUGAAUAUUGGCCUGCAAAGCAGCUUUCACAGCUGCUCAGGCCACUCUUGGUCUGUUUCUGAUGAGCAGUGAGACCAAGUUCUGUUUCAAUGCCUGGGCCAGAAUGGCCUUUUGAGUUGCUUUAUCUUUUUUCAGAGUGUAUUAUGUCUUUAAUUUUUUUCCCCCCUGUUACCUAAGCUAUUCCAAUUGCAUUCCAGACAAUUUUUCACUUUUUAAAAAUGUCUUUUAAAUGUUACCUUGACUUACGCUUUUAUUUCUGGUGGAAAGCUGCUGUUGUCAGCUAAAGAUAUGGGAGUAGCUGGUCUCUAUCCAUAGGGAGGACAAUGUACCACUGGAGCCUAAUAUAAUUGCAUUUAUUUGAGAUGCCUGCACUGAUGUCUCCCUAAAGUCCUAUAGGUCUUCUGUGGUAAAAAAAAAAAUAGCUGUUUUGGCCAUAGAUACUGUAUAUUGUGGCUUUCCACAGCUAUUCCCAGUGCAUGAUUCUGUACUGAAUGUUUUUAAUCUUUUGUAUCUCUGCAAAGAUACUGUCAAGUAAAACUGUGUUCCCUGAUACAGGUGGGGAGAGGAUUUCCUUGGGAAUGGAAGAGUGUGGAGGGUGAGGGGUGAGACACACAUGAUACAGGAGUUUUCAGGAAAGCUAUUUUUUCUUUACUGCUAUUAUGGCUCAAUGUAUAGACACUUCAUUUUUCAGAGUGUACCCACCUGUUUUUUACAGAUUUUUUUAGACAAGCUUUGCUCACGUGGUGCCCAGCCAUUCUGCCCUAAACCCAUGUAUUGCUUGUGUGUUGGUUGAAUUUUCUAUCUAUGUUUUCUCCUUAAAAAUGCCCAUUAUUUGAGGAGCUGACUGGCCUAAUUAAAGAAAUAACCCCAAAGCCCCCAAGAAAAACUGAAGGGCUGUGGCCCAUAGGGUCUUUUCCAGAGAACAGUAAUGUGUAAGUGCUCUGAUUAGGGGUUAAAGGCAAAUUCUCCCUGGGUGAAUUAAGGUCUGAUUUCAAAUGAAACCUAAAAAAUAGAGCUUGCAACAUGUAGUUUAAUAAUUUAUAGAGUUAGUCUUGACUUUUGGUCAAAUAUCUUUGUUACUUAAGUAGCUUUGCUGCCACCUAAAUAUAUCAGUGCUGCAGAGGGGACCUAGUUGAGGUUUUUGAGGUGGUUUUGAUGCCAAAAUGCCAACCCUCGAUGAGAUUUUAGAGCACAUUGGAGAAUUUGACAGGUUCCAGAAGCAAACCUUUUUUGUCCUAUGUUUGUUAUCUGUUUGCUUCACCCCAGUGUACGUGGGGGUUGUCUUCUUUGCGUUCACCCCUGAGCAUCGCUGCUCCAGCCCCGGGGUGGCUGAGCUGAGCCAGCGGUGCGGCUGGAGCCUGGAGGAGCAGCUGAAUCACACAGUUCCCGAGUGGGAUGGCCACGGGGCCAGCUUCAGCAGCCGCUGCAGGAGGUACGAGGUGGACUGGAACACAACAGGCAUCAGCUGCACUGACCCCCUCGGCAGCCUGCUGGGCAGUGGGAGCAGCGUGCCCCUGGGUCCCUGCCGGGAUGGCUGGGUCUACGACUCCCCAGGGAGCUCUCUCGUCACAGAGUUUGACUUGGUGUGUGAGGACUCCUGGAAGUUGGAUCUCUUUCAGUCUUCUGUGAACGCUGGGUUUUUUCUUGGCUCCAUAAAGAUUGGCUACAUUGCAGACAGGUUUGGCCGUAAAUUUUGCCUUUUAACAACAAUUGUUGUAAAUAUUGUGUGUGGAAUGCUUCUGGUCUUCGUGCCCACCUACCUGUGGAUAGUCAUCAUCCGGUUCUUGCAAGGGCUGGUCAGCAAGGGCUGCUGGACUGCAGGCUACAUCCUGGUGACAGAAGUGGUGGGCCCGGAUUACCGGAGGACGGUGGGGAUCCUCUACCAGGCGGCUUUCUCCGUCGGGCUCCUGCUCUUCGAUGCCAUCGCUUACGCCAUCCCUCACUGGCGGUGGCUGCAGCUGACGGUCACCCUGCCGACCUGCUUCCUCCUGCUCUACUACUGGUGCCUCCCAGAGUCUCCCAGGUGGCUGAUAUCUCAAGGAAAAAAUGACAAAGCCAUGAAAAUUGUCAGCGAUAUAGCUAAAAAAAAUCGGAAAAAGAUGCCUUCCCAUUUUAAGGAUAUUAAAUUUGAAGAGGAAGAUUGUGGAAAGCAGAAUCCCUCACUGAUGGACCUCUUCAGGACACCACAGAUAAGAAGAAACACGCUCAUUUUGAUGUACAACUGGUUCACGAGCUCCAUCCUCUACCAGGGGCUCAUCAUGCACAUGGGAAUGGCUGCUGAGAACAUUUAUCUGGAUUUUCUCUAUUCCGCACUUGUUGAGUUCCCAGCUGCCUUCAUCAUCAUCAUCACUAUUGACCGUGUUGGGCGGCGCUACCCCUGGGCCGUGUCAAACCUGGUGGCUGGGGCUGCCUGCCUUGCCACAGCCCUCAUCCCAGAGGACAUGCAUUGGUUAAAAGUGAUAACUGCUUGCAUUGGGAGAAUGGGAAUUACUAUGGCUUUUGAAAUGGUUUGCUUUGUAAACACAGAACUGUAUCCAACUUAUAUCAGGAAUCUCGGGGUGAUGGUUUGCUCCUCUUUGUGUGAUAUUGGUGGAGUCAUCGUCCCCUUCAUUGUCUACAGACUGGUGGAGAUCUGGCACGAUCUACCACUGAUUGUCUUCACUGUGCUUGGUUUGAUUGCGGGUGGAUUGGUGCUCCUUCUGCCUGAAACUAAAGGAAGAGUUUUGCCUGAGACUGUGGAGGAUGUUGAAAACUUUCACAGGCAAAGUGCUCCAAAGACCAAAAAUAUCUAUCUCCAUGUCCAAGGAUCAGAAGCAGGACGUGGCUGAAGAAGGCAUAACUCUUACAGGGUAGUGUGCUUUAGGGCAGUAGCGUGGAAAUGCCACUUAGAAUAAAUACCCUCUCAAAAAUCUUGCCUCUCUUA